AUGAAGUUCUAAAUUGAGAUAUAUUUGAAUUCUACUAAGCCUGGGAAGCUCCAAGGUUUCCCUCUACCUAACUUUCUUUUACAGCUUCUCCUUCUGGGUUCCCUCUCCUCUACACGAGUGAGUUAUGGAGAAAGGGCGCAGAUAGCCUUCAAGCAUCUCUUCCUGCAUCAAUGGGAUCCGCAGUAUGAGACCCUGCCUUAUCCACCCAGUUCAGGGGCUUAUGCACUUUACUCCCACGAGGAGUUCUAUGAAGCUCUGGGAUUCGCUAUGCGCCAAUACAAUCGUACUGAGGCUGUAUCUCUGAACGGCUACACAUUUUUCAACAAAAGCCGUCCAUUUACAGCUUGCCUUGUGCAGUUUGAUGAAAUCUCUCGGUCAAGAGCUCUCUCUACAGGGGAAAUUUCUUCCACAUGUCGAACAUUCAACUUGGCAGACAUACCUCCGAAAGCGAUUGAUGAUUGGAAUCACACCGAGGCAUUCUUGAAUUCACAUGGUUUGAUCAUAGACUUUUCAAGAUUUGCUCGAUUUUCUUUCAAUUUCUCACUCCUAUCGCCACCUAUCCAUCAUUCGGAUUGGGAUAUGAGCAUUGAAUGCUUUCAAUUCACUAUAUUCGUUAAUCUUGAAAAUGAAGGCCAAACAGGGCAAAUAGUUGUAAGCCUAAAAUCUGAGCCUAUUGAAGUCAGUUGCUUCCCAGUAAAUGAUUCUCCGCAGGAUGAAUCUCUGACUUCCCGACGGAUUGCUCAUUUGAUUGUAGACCUUUUGGCCUUCAAUGUCUCCUUUAUAUCACUUAUUAUGAACAUAAUUUCGAUUAUACGGGGUAUUCAAUUGUGGCGAAGAACAAAAAGAUUCUUCUCCGAACACUAUGGGAUCCGCUUGUCUGGCCUAUUUUACCAAUUUGUGAGCCCUUGGACAUUCUGUAUUAUAAAGGGUGAUUUGUUAAUUAUUGGCGGUUCAGCUUCAAAACUCGUCUUCAAUGGUCAUAUACUGGAUGCCUACGCUGAGUUAGCCUAUAUGCUUGGCUUAGGAACCCUGCUAGUAUGGCUAAGUGUUCUUCGGUACAUUGAGAUCUCAUCUCAGACUCACCUUCUCCUAAGAACCAUCAAACGUUGUGUUCCCAGCCUCUUCCGUUUCCUAGCCUGUGCACUUGUCCUCUACUUUGCAUUCGUCUUUCCCGCUUGGGUCAUUUUGGGUCCAUUUAAUAUGAAAUUCCGCUCGUUCAUCUCAACUCUCGAGUGCCUAUUUAGUCUCAUUAAUGGAGAUGAUAUGUUUGUCACCUUCUCCAUCAUUGAUCGCAGCAAGGGAAUCGGCAUCUUCCUAUUUUCGAGAGUAUUCCUCUACGUCUUCAUUACACUAUUUAUCUACGCUGUUCUGAACAUAUUUGUGACGAUCAUAUUUGAGUCAUAUGAAGAAGUCAAGGAAGGUCAUUGCCCAGAGUGCGAGGGAGUGACAAUUCUCAAGCGUUUUCUCUCCCACCAAGGGAAUCAUCUUGACAAUUUGCAGGUAGAAUCCCAGAGACGGCCAUCCUGGCGUCGGCUUUCCUCAUCAUCUUCCACCUUAAGUGCAGAGCUUGCUUCCGCUGCUGCAGCAACCUCCAUGUUUAUGGAAAGCUCAUCAGAAGUUGGAAGCCCGCCUUUGAGCAGACCUAUUCA
Rodentolepis nana is the source of this 1649-nucleotide messenger RNA. Lineage: Eukaryota; Metazoa; Platyhelminthes; Cestoda; Cyclophyllidea; Hymenolepididae. The record is from the annotation of a GenBank genome assembly.